This is a messenger RNA of Pocillopora verrucosa, 1627 nucleotides long. RefSeq lists its product as uncharacterized. Gene Ontology annotation, molecular function: oxidoreductase activity, acting on the CH-OH group of donors, NAD or NADP as acceptor. The record is from RefSeq and is a predicted model, not a curated record. Lineage: Eukaryota; Metazoa; Cnidaria; Anthozoa; Scleractinia; Pocilloporidae.
UAAAUUUGACCUUCUUCUCCGUUGCUCUCAACUAACAGCAUCGAAAUGACGCGAGUUCUUGUAACCGGUGCGUCCGGUUUUCUUGCAAUGCACGUUGUGAAGCAGCUGGUGGACUCGAGGGAAUACAUCGUGCGAGGAACGGUUCGUAGUCUAACAAAUGAAAAGAAAGUGAAGCCUUUGAAAGAGCUGUCCUCAGAGCUUGAAUUGGUCGAGGCAGAUCUUACAAAGAAAGAAUCUUGGAUUGACGCCGUUAAAGAUUGCACUUAUGUGAUUCAUGUGGCAUCUCCCUUCCCGGCUGCAACUCCAAGAGAUGAAAUGGAGGUGAUUGGGCCCGCAGUAGAUGGAACGAAGAACGUGCUUGAAGCCUGCGCCAAGACCAAGGGCGGCGUGAAAAGAGUUGUACUCACAAGUUCUUGUGCUGCAGUCUAUGGCGGGCGCGCUGGUGAAGACCAUCUCUUUAAUGAGGAAGACUGGGCAUCUGAGGAAGAGAGCAUCCCUUAUGAAAAGAGCAAGCUGAUGGCAGAGAGGGCAGCAUGGGAACUAGUCAAGAAUUUACCAGAUGAUGAGAAGUUUGAGCUCAGUUGCAUCAAUCCUGGGCUUAUCCUUGGACCAGUGUUGCACGGAUCUACAUGCACCAGUAUGGAGAUUCACAGGCGUCUCCUUAACCGUGAAAUGCCAAUGUUACCCAAGCUAUCCAUUGGAAUAGUUGAUGUCAGAGAUGUUGCAGCGGCACACAUCAUGGCAUUGACGUCAUCGAAAGCCCCAGGUAACAGAUAUGUCACGGUUUCUGUUUGCCUAUGGUGGGAUGAUAUGGCAAAGAUGCUGGAUGAAGAGUUUAGACCUCUUGGUUACAAUGUACCCACUCGAGUGGCUCCAACAUUCUUGCUGAAGAUUACUUCGUGGUUUGAUCCCACAGUGAAGAUGAUCAUACCUGUUCUGAACAAAGAAGUGAGGUUGGACAACAAAAAGAUAAAAGAAGAUUUUGGAUUUCAGUUCCGGGACGAGAAGACAACCAUACUUGAUAUGGGGUACAGUCUUAUCGACAGCGGUUUUAUCAAAGCAACGCCAAAAUAUCAGGAAAUGAAAACACAGCAGAGCACUGCUUCCAACUAGCUGUAGACGGUCACGCUUAAUGAUUUCGUUACUGCCUCCGUUGUUCACAGUUAUGAUUACGCUGGGUGUCAUGUUAGGCUAAUUAACGUCACAGUAUAGACAUUUAGAUUAGAUAAAGACUGUAUAACCAAGGCUUUCAAGCCUUUUAUGAUCAUGUGAAACUGUUUUAUGUUACGUUGUAAACACUUUCAAUUAGACUAGUUAUGGAGGAUACAGACGAGCUAUGAGGCAGUAAGCUCAUAUUUUUAGAUAGAAAAUGAGAAUCGCCUCAUUCAGCCAGUCUUACAACCAAGAUAAUAUUUACUUUUACACUAUUUGCACCUUUGACUGCAAUAUUAAGACUUAUUUUACCCUAAGUAUAGGCAAAACCCGAAUACAAGAAUGGUGUUGUUAUCGUUUAGACGUCUGCAAGUAAGAUAUUUUUUAAUCGGUAGUUGCCAGACGGGAAAGUAAACAACAUGUUUGACUGAUGUAUAUGUGUUUCAAACAUCAAAUACAAAACAAAAAAGAAUUA